CGCCCGCCGCCCCUUAUCGAUCAUCCGUCAACAAAUUGUCGGGAAUUGCUGCUUAUCGCCGCCACCGGCAGGCCGUGGAGGGGGCGAGUGAUCGGAAGAGUGGGCGACAGCCCUCGUGCUCGCACGGCAACUUUAGCUUCUCCGAAUUUGUCUUUGAUGCUCCCUCUCGAUUAUUCCUGCAUCUGUUCUCGUUGUCUUGUCUCACCCCCACCGCCCCUCAUCCGCUGUGGACUGUGGAAUCCGGUCGAUCUGAUUCUGGACCCUCUCUCCCCUCUUCCCCCUUGGGGUAGCCGAACAGUCAUCUGCGGAGAAAAAAAAAGAAAGAUCCCCGCCGAGGUCUACCAUACCAGGAUUCCCAGGAACGAACCCGCUUUAUCCUCCCGAAAGCAGCCGAUAAACAAAUAAAACCACCAACACACAUGUCGCGCUCCUUCACUGGGUGCAAGCGAUGUAAAGGCCGUCGGCAGAAGUGUGACGAGCAGCGACCAAGCUGUGGCCGGUGCCAGCAAGCGAACACGCCCUGUCGAUAUGCGAUGCAGCUGCAGUGGGGUGGGCGGGCUUUCUCGCGCUCACGAUUCGGAGCCUGCGUGGGUAAUGGAGGCAUGCAUAAACUGGAGUAUUCCCCCGGCGAAUUUAUCUAUACCACAAACUCAUCCUCUACGGCACUAUCUCCCGGCUCGAUAAUCGCUGGUACCCCAUCUACGACGACCGCUACGACUAGUCUAAACUACUACAUUGACCCGUUCGCUUCCCUCUCGACCGAUCAAAAGUCCCUUCUUCACCACUUUCUCAGCGAUGCCUCGCAGAUCACUGCCUGUCAUUCCGGCAUGCAACAGGACAUUUGCAAGAUGCUGGUUCCCAUGGCCCUACAGACCCCGUCCCUCCUAUACGCAACCAUGGCCCUCUCUGCCAUCCACCUACAAGCCCUCCACAACCAGUCGGAAAAUGUUAAGUCGGCUCCGGAAAUCGCGCGCUUCAUGGCACUCAGCCUGGAACAUUUUCGCAAGGAACUGGAGAACCCUGCCAGCAGAGGCUCGGAUGCCCUGCUCGCCACAGCGCGCACUCUCUGCUUAGCCGAGAUUCAUUCGGGCGCCAUUCAUCCCAAUUCGUGGCGCGCACACAUCGCGGGAGCGAAAGCCCUCAUGGAUUCUUCGAAUCAGCGCGGGAUCCUGUCACCGGGAUCGCCCGAGGGCUUCCGUCGGUAUCUAGACCGAUGGCACCGCUCGAUUGUCUCGCUGACAGCGUUGACUGGAAACGGGCCGCCGAUCGGGGUGGAAGCAACGGUCGCGGACAACACAACCGAUUUCGCAACCCCUGAUUAUCUGGAUGACUACUGGGGCUUCACUGUCAACUUGGCCGCGAUCUUCCGGGCGAUUGGCGCGGUAUCCUGGCGGGAGCAUCAGUACCUCUUACAGCAGCAACAGGAACCACGGCAGGAAGCCGCGGUAGGAGAUACCAUGGUCGACAUCGACGUCGCUCACGAGGCAGCUGCGCUGGAGGGCGCUCUCCGUCGACUAAUGGCGGCCGAAGAGGUCGGAACCCAACCGACCUUCUACCCGGGUGUCACGGAGGGGCUGUCGCCGGACUGUAUCCGGCAGCUGAUGCUCUGCAAUGAGGCCUUCCAGCGCAGUGCGCUCAUUCAGAUCCACCGCCGCUUGUACAAGACGCCCGCGUCGGCACCGGUGGUGCAGGACUCAGUCAAGCGGAUCCUGGAAUGUACGGCGCAGAUCGGGCCGUCGCCGGGUCUGAGUCCAUGGGUGAUGCUCACAACACCGCUGUUCAUUGCGGGAUGCGAGGCGCGCGGGGCGGAUCGCCAGCAGGUCCGCCAGCUACUGGCAUCACUGCAUGAUACUAUCCGGGUGCCAAAUGUUUUGCAGUCGUUGAGAUUGUUGGAGCAGUAUUGGAGUAACCAGCUGGAUGAGAAUGAGGGGUGGUCUCAGUUCUUGGAUCGUAUGAGGAUAGAUUUCAUCCCAUAUUAAAGGAAUGACGAAGCGGCCCUUCAUUCGAGUGGAGAUCGGCUCCACCCGUGAGCUUUUAUGUGGUAUGAUUGAUGUAAAUAUUAGGGAUAGACAAUGUCUCCUGGAACUGGAGGACGUUGAGGUAUCCUGCUUUGUGCUAUUUCAGCGACGAGUUGAUGGCGUUAUUUCAUUCUGCUUCUGUUCUGGCGUCACAUUAUGCAUUUACUUAGUGUAUAGCGAGGUCUGAUGUUGUUCCACACAAAGACGGGGAUGAUAAU
Molecule: messenger RNA, 2236 nt
Organism: Aspergillus japonicus CBS 114.51
Lineage: Eukaryota; Fungi; Ascomycota; Eurotiomycetes; Eurotiales; Aspergillaceae
Product: Zn(II)2Cys6 transcription factor
Exons: 3
Coding region: 420-1979 (519 amino acids)
Biological process (GO): positive regulation of transcription by RNA polymerase II
Cellular component (GO): nucleus
Molecular function (GO): transcription cis-regulatory region binding; DNA-binding transcription factor activity, RNA polymerase II-specific; zinc ion binding
Source: RefSeq, a predicted model, not a curated record